Messenger RNA from Candidozyma haemuli, 1377 nucleotides. It is a transcript of the gene GPA2, whose product is annotated as guanine nucleotide-binding protein subunit alpha. The record is from RefSeq and is a predicted model, not a curated record. Bases 1 to 1377 code for a protein of 458 amino acids. Gene Ontology annotation, biological process: adenylate cyclase-activating G protein-coupled receptor signaling pathway. Gene Ontology annotation, molecular function: GTPase activity; G-protein beta/gamma-subunit complex binding; GTP binding. Lineage: Eukaryota; Fungi; Ascomycota; Pichiomycetes; Serinales; Metschnikowiaceae. The transcript has a single exon. Gene Ontology annotation, cellular component: heterotrimeric G-protein complex.
AUGGGCUUGUGCUCUUCCAAGGAUCCUCUGGCGCCUCCACCGGCCAAUACGGCGCCUACUGCCGGCGACAAGCGAAGCAAGCAACAAAAGGCAGUGGACCAGACGAAUAACCAGACACUGGCAGACAGUUCAGGGAACGUUCUGUCUGAGAAGGCUGCUGCUCAACGGCAGCAGGAACAACAACAACAAGUGCAGCAGCAGCAGCAGCCACAGCAUCUUACUACCAACGGCCAGAGCCUAAAACCGGGACUGGCUCCCAACUCGACGGCUCAGUCUCGACAACUGUCCGCACAAACGACCAAUGGCAUUAUAUCGUCGCCCAUUUCAACAGAUAAGGAGGUGAAGGUGUUGUUGUUGGGGUCUGGCGAGAGUGGUAAGUCUACCAUUGUUAAGCAAAUGAAGAUCUUGCACAAGAAUGGGUUUUCCGACGAGGAAUUGUACGAGUAUAAACCGUUUGUGUUUAAGAACGUGUUGGAUUGCGUGAAGAACGUUGUCAAUGCUAUCAUUGACCUCCAGCCGGACUUGAUCGCCGAGAAGGGCACCAGCGAGGAGGACUUGGCUGCUAACAUUGCCGGUCCUGUGGGCGAAAGAAAACACAUUUUACGCUAUGACGACCUUAACGAGGUUUUGGACUAUGAAGUGUCUGUUUCAUCUGAAGAACAAUUUAAUCCCUCUGUGGCAGCGAAAAUCAAGACAGUUUAUAACUUCAAGGAGGUUCACGACUUUAUGGAGAGAGAACAGGGCAAGUUUUAUCUUAUUGACUCUACUGACUAUAUGCUUAGCAAUGUGGAGAGAAUUGCCGCUCCUGAUUAUGUCCCUAACCAGUCAGAUAUCUUGCGUACGCGAAAGAAGACUUCUGGUAUUUUCGACUUCCGCUUCCAAAUGAGCGGUGUCAAUAUGCAUAUGUUCGAUGUGGGCGGCCAGCGUUCGGAGCGUAAGAAGUGGAUCCAUUGCUUCGAUAACGUUACCCUAAUAAUCUUCUGUGUUGCACUUUCUGAGUAUGACCAGGCCCUUCUAGAGGAAGAUUCCCAAAACAGAUUGGAAGAGUCUUUGACGUUAUUUGAUUCAGUGGUCAACUCUCGCUGGUUCUCCCGUACAUCCAUUGUGCUUUUCUUGAACAAGAUUGAUGUUUUCGCUAAGAAAUUACCCUUUUCACCUUUGGAGAACUACUUUCCUGACUAUAAUGGCGGUGACAACAUCAACAAGGCCGUCAAGUAUAUCUUAUGGAGAUUCACUCAGGUGAACCGUUCCGGACUUAACAUUUACCCCCAUGUCACGCAGGCUACUGACACAUCUAACAUCCAACUUGUAUUUGCUGCAGUUAAAGAGACAAUCUUGGAGAAUUCUUUGAGAGAUAGCGGUAUAUUGAAUACCUAA